AUCGUCUCGCUGACGGACCUGAUGGCUGGCGUCAAAGCCGAAUCGAAGACGUGCCAGCUGUUCCAGCUGACCUGCUGGCCGGACGGAUACAAGGUACCCCACAUCCACCAACGCGCUCGUCGAGCUGAUGAACAUGGUGGGAGAGGUGGCGACAACGCUCCGGCUACGGGCCCGUCGUUGUCGUCUCGCCCGACGGGCAGUGCCGGGCGGGCGUGUACUGCGCGGCAAACGCCUGCAUCGAGCAGGUGGUCCAGCACAGCGAGGUGGACGUGUUCCAGGCGGUGAAGACCGUCCGCCAGCACCGCCCGCAGCUCAUCUCCAACAUGAUGGAGUACAAGUAUUGCUACGACCUGGUCCUGCACUACGUUCUGCACUACCUGAACAAAACCCACGCGGUCCCCUAGAUGAAGUGGCACAUGCAGUUCCAAGAUCCGCCACUUGCGGCGGCAGGUGACGAGACGUGACGUCACAGGAAGCUGCGUCUCCAAACGGUGACGUCACGAGCGAUAAACAUCACUCGGACGUGACGUCAGCUGCGGUCACCGGCGGCCAGCAGGCCGGGCGCCCGUUUUUUAGCGCGUGUGUUCCAGCCGGGGCGACAUGCGCGCACCUGGCGGCCGUCGGCAGAGACAUCCGGUGGGGACGGCGAGGUCCGCCUCCACACGAAAACGGCCUGCACCCGCUCCUCUUAACACGAAGCGUCUGAUGACAACCACAGCUGCCGAGUUUCCAGUCCCACGUCGCCCAUGACUCGCUCUGGCGUGAUAAGAUUAGAUCCGUGGCAACCGUGUCUGUCCCGAGGGAAUGCGCGAGGUUAUGUCGACACGGCAUGCCCGUUUUGAUCAGCAUUGAAUCUCGGCUGCGCCACCGAACCACACCAACGUGGUCCGCCAUACCAGCAUGGUCUGCUGCACCAGCGUGGUCUGCUGCACCAGCGUGGUCCGCCGUAUCAGCGCGGUUUGCUGGAUCAGCGCGGUCUGCCGCACCAGCGUGGCCCGCCGCACCAGCGUGGUCCACCACACCAGCGUGGUCUGCCGCGCCACCGCGGUCUGGUGGCAUCGCUCUUAGUUUUGCCCCACACGGAUGUGCAGACUGACUGAUGCUCCCACGCGACUCUCAGGUGUUGCCAAUGCAUAGGACCCGCCCGCUGAGUGACUCAACACUCGGCGGCGGCUUGCUCUAGUCACGUGAACCGCGUCAUCGUGUCACUCAGCUUCCGAAAAUUAGCAUUAUAGCUGCGUUAGUGUGCCUCAUUUCGUGUUUACAGUGUUAGAAGUUUUUCAUUAUUCGCAUCAAUAGAUGAAAACUGAAAAGGCGCGAGAAAUCUUUUGAAAUUUUGUAUUUGCCAAAAUAUUUCUUCACAAUUAAUGUUCCACGCCACAGGCCCUCUUCCAAAUAAACAAUGUUUGCAUGUUUUGUGACUGCGAAUCUUAACAAAAAAUAUAAACUUUUAGCACUUCCUCUCUAUACAUGUUUCAGAAUAUCCCGUGCGUUGAUAAUGACCAUAUACAGUGUCAAUGGGUGAUCAGUGUUUGGUGCGCACUUGGGCGUAUUUGACUGCGUUAUAGUUAACCCAACGUCGUGAUACUAAUUGAAUUUUGACGAUGUUUCCCCCCUUGAGCCGGACAUUCAAUUAGACUCUACAGCUACGGAAGCCCCGCUAACUCAACCGUUAAAUGUCAACGCAAGAUUGAUUCUCUAGGCUUAGUCGUAUUAGCAUUGAUUUAGUCGUUUAAGCGGACGGUGGGAUUUCGUGGCGGCUAAGAACCGUGUAUACCAAAUAUAUUGGGCA
Molecule: messenger RNA, 1792 nt
Organism: Pollicipes pollicipes
Lineage: Eukaryota; Metazoa; Arthropoda; Thecostraca; Pollicipedomorpha; Pollicipedidae
Product: receptor-type tyrosine-protein phosphatase U
Biological process (GO): protein dephosphorylation
Molecular function (GO): protein tyrosine phosphatase activity
Source: RefSeq, a predicted model, not a curated record